Molecule: messenger RNA, 1895 nt
Organism: Durusdinium trenchii
Lineage: Eukaryota; Dinophyceae; Suessiales; Symbiodiniaceae
Source: the annotation of a GenBank genome assembly
CACAGAUUUGGAGCUCUUGAGAGAAGCUCUGAAAGCUGCAGCAUGGAGGCUCUACAAUGUGCGCACUGUGGAACUAUUGAGGAUGUGGACUAUGUUUGCAGUCGAUGCAAUUCCUGUUUCUACUGCUCCGAAGAUUGCCAGCGUAAGGAUUGGAAGCUUCACAAAGACAUCUGCUUCACGAAGCCAGGCUUUGAUGCUUGCUCAGUGGAGAAGUCAGAUGAGGAGGGAUUUGUAGAGGAGAGCGAAUCCAACGACGGGAAUGAAGAACGCGAUGAAGAGAAUGAAGAUGACGGGAAAGCAGAGGCCUUUGAGGACCACUCAGAAGGAGCCGAACAAGAACCUGAAGUUGACCAGUCCAUGGAAGAAGGACAGAACAGCAGUGCAGAUCAAGAAGAGUCUGAGGAGGAAGAGGAAGAAGAAGAUAGUGAGGGUUCCGACGUUGAAGAGCUAGGAAGUGGAGAGGAUGCAGGAUCAGAAGCUUCACGAAAAUACCCGAACAGGUACAGCGAUUCGUGCGAAGACCAAAAAGGUAGCACAGAUUCUCACCAGAGAGACGGCGACACAACAAAGGAAGGGUCAAGUUCUAGCAGGCAAGAAGAACGGUGCGAGAAAGCCACACACAGUAUCAGUACGGCCUGCUUUGGGCCCUUGGCCGAGUUGCAGGCAGGCAUGAAGAUGGAAGCAUAUUUCCGCUUACCUGAUGGCAAGCAGAGCUUUAGCCCCUUUGAUGGUGAAUGCAAGGAGAGCUUCGCUUCCGGCAUUGACGUACUCUUCGAAUUUGGCAUCGUGCAGCACAUUCCAUGGACCUGGGUAACGACCGUGAAUGGCAAGCUGGUCUUGGACCAGGACAUGACCAAUUCCGUUCCUGCAACCCGCUCUGGACAAGAAGUUCCCACAACUACUGCUUCCAGUGGUUCCGAGGAGGCAAGUGAUGGUCAAGAAGUCAAGAAAGAAGAGGAGCUGCGCAUGCAAAAGGAAGAGCAGGAGAAGAGACAUAAGCUGCUCAGGUUGGGCAAGUUUUUGCAAAACAAGACGAUGCACGCCUUCCGGCGGGAUGCCCGUGCCAUUCGGCGCGAGCAUGCUGAGCGAGUGAAGCAACAAGAAGAGGAGCAGCAACGAAAAGAAGCAGAGCAAAGGAGGAAGGAGGAGGAGCAGCGGCGGCGUGAGCACCAAGAGCAGCAGAGGAAACUUAAGGAGGAGAAAGAAGCCAAGCGCCAGGCAGAGGAAGAGCGCCGCCUAAUCAUUGAAGAGAAGAGACGGGAGAAGUUGGAAGCGAAGGCUUUGCUCGCGCAGCAAGAAGCAGAAAAGCAGGCGGAAGAGCAAAGACGUAGACAAGAACAUGUGGAGGAGCUGCGACAAAAGCGUUUGGAGUCGGAAAGGCAAGAUGAGGCGGAGUGGCGGGCCAAAGAAGAGCAGCGCAAGAGUCAAGAGCUUCAACGGAAGGAACUAGCUCGAGCAAGGGGUGAGCAGAAGAGAGAAGAAGAGGUGCGACGUCGAGAGCGCUUGUUGGCUCGGAAGCAAGGCUAUUCCUGGCGUGCAGAGGUUGCUGAGGCGCAGAAACACAGGCAGGGCGAUCAGCCAGAACCAGCUCCACAGGCACAGGAAAAGGAGCAUCAGGAUGCUGCUGCCAAGCGGAGAGCUGAAAUCGAAAGGGAAAGGAAAGACAGAGAAGAGAAAAUGCGGCGGAAGGCUAACAAAGCAGAAGACGAAAGUGCUCCUGCCAAUGAGACCUACGAGGAGAAGAAGCAGCGUUUGUUGGCUUUGGCUCGAAGAAAAAGGGAAGAGGUGGCCGCCACCGCCAAGUCCAGGCUCGCCAAAGUGAAGUUUCAUGGUGAAAGCGACGAGGACUCCGACCAAAUGGAUGACUACAUGGUCUCUGCUAGAAAGCAGAAGGA